AUGCUGCAUCAAGAGUCACAACAAGCAGAAAUUUCACGUGCUGCACAACAACAACAACAACAACAACAACAACAACAACAACAACAACGGCAACAACAACAGCAAUCACCGCCUUCACCUCUACCGCUAGCACCCCAACAGCAGCAUUUGCAACAACAAACAGGACAGUAUUAUACGCAACAGUAUGCUCCUGGGUAUUAUCAAGCACAGCUCUUGCCUGAACCACCGAUGUAUUCGAGUCAGCAGUAUCAACAACCAAUACAGCAACAACAUCAACAAACGCAACAUCAGCAGCCGCAGCAGCCGCAGCAGCCGCAGCAGUUGCCUCUACAGUAUCAACCCAACCCACGAAAUGACCAACAAGUACAGCAGCCAAUGCAACCACCACAAGCACCGGGGGUACAGCAAUAUUUUCCACCCGCCUAUCAACAAAUACCUCCUUUUCCCCAAUAUGCACCAACUCAACCACCAACAAUUCAUUACCAGUACCAAUCGCUGCCACCGCAACAACCACCUCCGCAAAAUUUUGGACCUCCUGUUAACAGCUAUAGAUCAGUUCGCUUUCAAGGAGAAGCCAAUUCUGCUCCACAGAACCAAUCUCAAUCCCAACUGCCAGUUGUUAAAACAGAGCUCGAAGAUAGGCAAACUUUUACCGCAUCAGCACCAGCAGUAGCAGCAGCACCACCACCUCCAGCACCAACAGACUCUUCUUCCCCUUCACAAAGCUCAACAAAACUGAAGCGCCGCAGCACAACACCCGAAAAGCCCCCCGUAGAAGAACGUCCCUUCAAAAAGAGAUUGCAAUCGGCAAAAUCGUUGUCCAGGACUUCAGUCACAUAUCCAAGGAAAAGAGCAGUAACGGCGUGUGAUACAUGUCGAUUAAAAAAGACAAAAUGUGAUAAUGUACGUCCACAAUGUGGAUCAUGCAUUCGUAAUGGAAAUCGAAAUUGCCAAUACAGUACUGAUGAUCAACUCAAUGAUUACUCGAGCUAUGAUCCGGCUUCAUUGAACAUUUUGACAAAAUUGGAUGUCAUUUUAAAGGAUUUAAAUCAGAUCAAAGCUAGUGCAUCCGUGUGCGGUUACAACAAUGACACUGAAAAAGUUGCAGCCAGUACAAGCGACCACAAAGUUCCACACAGCGACAGUCAUAAGAUAGGCAAAGAUUGCCAAUAUGAUGACUGCAUAUGGGACAUGUCUGUGACAUCAGUCAUCAAUUGGAACAUAUUUAAACAAAAUUUACAUGUGACACAAGAUGAAGUGGAGACUAUUAAAAAGAAGCUUCUCAAUCUGUACGAUCGAAACAAUUUUGUCCUUCACGCAAAAGCAGAAAGCCCUAGUUCAUUAAAAGAGAAAACCGAUGAUUUCAGAAUUGUUGAACAAUUGCUAAUGGCAAAUUUCACUAGCGUUAUAAACUCAUUCUUUGUCAAUAUGCACACAAAGUUACCCAUUUUGAAUGUUUGUGAAUUCUUUACUGUAUUGGAAUUGUAUCAGUUCUUGUACUCCAAAAUGCAAAACUUUUCAAUACCGAAGCUACUUGAAUUGUUUGAAAAGGAAGCGUUACCACAACUGAUUGUUCAAGUUUACAAUGAUCUGAAGAUGGAGUUGAAUGAUUGGGAAAUUGACAAACUCAAACUUUUAGUUGAGUUUAUUCCGUUGAUUUUGGUCAUUUCCGCCCUUGGCGUUUCAGCCAUACCCGUGCAUCUAGACAAUUUAACCACAUUUAAAAACUCCAUGGAUGAAGCAGCAUCAACUGCCAUUGGCUGCCUAAGUGGUGAAAAAUGUUUUGAUGGUAUCUCAACCACACUCACUUCAAAUAGGGCUAAUAUUGCAUACAAAUUGCUUACAUACUCACAAUUCCUUCUUCAAAUGUUUCCAUUUAUUAUGAAGGAAAACACUAUUCGAUCGACUCAAUAUUAUUUGCUAGUGAGUCAGUUGCAUUUGCAAAAUAACAAUCCAUUGUUUGCUCAUAAAUUUAUUGUCAUUGCUAGCAGGAACAUUAUGUACUACUUACAAAAGACAAAGUACAAUGCCACCGACAAUGACAAUGAAAAAAAGGAUGUACUUGAUCGAGUCUUCUGGACUUGUUUAAAACUUGAAUGUGAAUUGAAUAUCGAAUUAUCACCAUUUGUUUCUCUUUCAGGAAUACAUCGGUUUUCACCACCGACUUUGUUCCCCAAGGUCCCUGAGCCAUUAAAUAAUGAUGCAAAGGGUAAGUAUAGUGGAUCUGCUCUACGAUUAACUGAAAAAUACGAUGAUCAAUACACUUGGUAUUAUUUCUUGACUGAAAUCGCAGUGAGGAAAGUUGAGAACAAGAUGCUCGAUGAUUUCUACUCGUUGGAAUCUACGUUGCAUCAUACUUGGGACCUGGAAAAGUUUGCAGCUGAGACUGUAUGGACAGAUUUUGUCAAAUACUUGAAUCAGUAUAAUGGAAUCCUCAAUUCAUUAACACCAGAAAUCAGAUAUUUUGUAUUACAAGAAAUUGAUGUUGACUUUGUUUACAAACGUAUCAAGAAAAAGUAUGAUCGGAAACAGGCCAAUGGGUCCAAAGACAAAAGUAUGCCCCCACGUGACGAAUCUGUUGAAUUAUAUACAGAUAUGUUUGAUAAUUUGGAUGAUUUUUUAAUUGAUGACGACUUGUUGCUUCGUGCACAAUCAGAAUCAAUAAUGUAUAUCAAAACCAGAGUAUUGGCAUCCAAGUUGCUUUUGUUUCGUCCAUUGGUGUAUUUGAUAUUGGAGGACAAGAUCCCUCUAUUGGAAUUGGUUACUGCUGCGUCUUCUGUGAUUAACAACGCAGUGGUUUCCGAGCCGGCUUUACUUGAGAGUAAUCUUGGUUUUGAAACUCCAGUCUCUUCGACAGCUUCCAAUACAAUGGCUGAUUCAAAUGACUUUUCAAGUGCUUUUGAAAUUGAUUUGGAUUUUUUCAAUUUGAAUAAUGCUCCACUAUUUUAUCAAAAACAAUAUCCGGACGAAGACUUUUCCAGUUUGAUUGAGUACACUAGAUGUAGCACAGAUGACCCCACACAAACUGGUACAGAUGAUGAAGCCAAUUUUAGAAUUAAAGAUAUGGCCGCUGCCAGAUCCAAGAUUUUACGCAUCUUCUUCCAGAAUCUAAUUUCAAUUCCGAAACUAAACAUUCCACGUUUGGCAUGUCAUAGACAUCCAGGAAGUUGGUUCUACAUACGUAACUUGUUUAUUGGAAGUGUUAUGCAAUACCUCAUGUUUAGAAAGAUUCAACAAGUUUUACUCGCAGCUAGUUCAAGCAAGGAAAUACAGACAUUGAUGUUGCAGUCAAUGCGAGACAAUAAUGAAGGAGGUAGCUCUACCGAGGCACCAGCCAAGUCCUUUGAUGAUAUUGUGCAAAUGAUCUCAAAUGUGAUUAGUGAAGAGAGUAUAGUUGCUAAUUUAGAACAUCUGAAGAUUGUGUUUGAGUACUGGAAAGAAGAAAUGAGCGAUUGUGCUAUAUAUCAAGAGCUUAUGACGAGAAUGUUGGACGAAUUGUGA
This is a messenger RNA of Lodderomyces parapsilosis, 3501 nucleotides long. RefSeq names its product Zcf27p (gene ZCF27). The record is from RefSeq and is a predicted model, not a curated record. The transcript has a single exon. Gene Ontology annotation, molecular function: zinc ion binding; DNA-binding transcription factor activity, RNA polymerase II-specific. Bases 1 to 3501 code for a protein of 1166 amino acids. Lineage: Eukaryota; Fungi; Ascomycota; Pichiomycetes; Serinales; Debaryomycetaceae. Gene Ontology annotation, biological process: regulation of DNA-templated transcription.